AAGUUAAUUUAAAGAGGGCCUGGUGUCACAUUAGGUUUUAAAUUAGUGAAUUUGCGGAUAAGUACAUGUCCCACAAAAUUAUGGCAUAGCGAAACCCAGUGCAAGCAACGGCAUAGCAAGAUAUUGGCAUAGGGCAGUGCAAGUGCAAGUGCAAGCUCCACCACAAUAUAGGGUGUUGUUUUCUUCUGUGUCAAGUGCCUCCCUUCAUAAAUGGGUCGCCACAAUUACAAUUUGCUGCAGCACCAGCACACUAAUGUGCGGCGCCAUCGCAAUGCCAGCGUUGGUGGCACCACAAAAUCCACACCAGUAAUACCCACACCAACCAUGACGGACUACCAGUCGCUGAGGAUGCGACUCGACCCGGUGCACCAGGAGCAUCUGCUGAAGUUUUGGGACGAGCUGACACCUGACAAACGCGCCGAUUUGGUGCGGGACAUCGAGGAACUGAAUCUGGAUGAGAUCAAAAAGUAUUUCGAUCGGGCCACCGUCUCGAUGAACGAGAAUGGUAUUAAGUUGGACGAUCGCCUUCAGCCCAUACCCGAGGGCAAGGUGAUAUCCAUUGCACGGACCCCUGAGGAUAAGCUGGCCUCCUAUCGGGAUGAGGGACUGCGUCAGAUCAGCAACGGACAUGUCGCUGUGCUGCUUAUGGCGGGCGGACAAGGCACACGACUUGGCUUCGAUCAUCCCAAGGGAAUGUACGAUGUUGGACUGCAGUCGAGAAAAUCUCUGUUCCGCAUCCAGGCCGAACGCAUUCUGAAGCUGCAGGAGCUGGCCCAGGAGGCGAACGGAAAGCUUGGACACAUUAUCUGGUAUAUCAUGACGUCGGAGCACACAGUCCAACCGACGUACGACUACUUUGUGGCCAACAACUUCUUCGGAUUGAAGCCGGAGAAUGUGUUGCUCUUCGAGCAGGGCUCACUUCCAUGCUUCGAAUACGAUGGACGCAUCAUUCUGGACGAGAAGCAUCGAGUGGCACGUGCCCCGGACGGAAACGGAGGCAUCUUCAGGGCCAUGAAGCGCCAGGGCAUACUGGAGGACAUGCAGAAACGCGGAGUGCUCUACUUGCAUGCCCAUAGUGUGGACAAUAUACUGAUUAAGGUGGCCGAUCCCGUCUUCAUUGGCUUCUGUGUGCAGGAGAAGGCCGAUUGCGCUGCCAAGGUGGUGGAGAAGGCAGCCCCCAAUGAGCCCGUGGGCGUGGUGGCCAUUGUCGACGGCAAGUACCAGGUGGUCGAGUACAGUGAGAUCUCCGCCAAGACAGCGGAGAUGCGCAACUCAGACGGACGGCUGACCUUCAGUGCUGGGAAUAUUUGCAAUCACUUCUUCAGCUCGAGCUUCCUGCAGGAUAUCGGCAACAAAUUCGAGCAAGAGCUGAAGCUGCACGUGGCCAAAAAGAAGAUCCCCUUUGUGGACAAUGCCGGGAAGCGCCUGACCCCGGACAAGCCCAAUGGCAUAAAGAUCGAAAAGUUUGUGUUCGAUGUGUUCGAGUUUGCCCAAAAGUUUGUGGCCAUGGAAGUGCCGCGUGACGAGGAGUUUAGCGCUCUGAAGAAUGCCGAUGUGGCCGGCAAGGACUGCCCCAGCACGGCCCGGUCGGACCUGCACCGGCUGCACAAGAAGUACAUUGAAAACGCCGGCGGUAUUGUGCACGGUGACAUCUGUGAGAUCUCGCCGUUCGUCACGUACGCCGGGGAGAAUCUCGUCUCGCAGGUCGAGGGCAAAUCGUUCACCAGUCCCGUUUAUCUGAGGGACACACGCGAUCCUCUGCACGGACAUCUUUGACUGCGCAGCAUCGCUAUAUAGACUGAGGAUGAUAGAUUUUCGUUCUUUUUUUCGUUUCAAUCUGAAUGUUGCGUUCCAUCAAUCAGAUAGAGCAGCAACGGAAAUUCCAUAAAAUUUCAGUACUUAAAGGAAACUUGUAAAAUUUUGUUGCUUAAUUUUUCUGUUGUUUUUUUCGUUUUUCGGUAAAAAUUGUGCAAUCGUAAUGUGAAUAUAUACAAUACACAUAUAAUGGUAUGAAUAUUUUAAUAUGUUGUAAAAUAAACACUGAUAAGUACGGCAAAACAAA
Messenger RNA from Drosophila persimilis, 2062 nucleotides. RefSeq names its product UDP-N-acetylhexosamine pyrophosphorylase (gene mmy). NCBI's taxonomy places the organism in Eukaryota, Metazoa, Arthropoda, Insecta, Diptera, Drosophilidae. Gene Ontology annotation, biological process: UDP-N-acetylglucosamine biosynthetic process. The record is from RefSeq and is a predicted model, not a curated record. Gene Ontology annotation, molecular function: UDP-N-acetylglucosamine diphosphorylase activity. The transcript has 3 exons. The coding region runs from base 211 to 1776 and encodes 521 amino acids.